CAAAAUGACAGCUUGAUUUGGUUUGGUUUCCGCUACUGUGCUGUUGUGCUAUUUUUUGGUUUUUGAUACGAAAAUACCAAGAUAAUGUCGAUUUCGACUGCUACAGAUGAAAGAACAGAAGGAGAUGAUGAUACAUCACAAGGAAGCCACCCAAAAGAUGAUGACAGCAGUGACUCAGAGAAUGAAAAUGACAACCAAAAUGAAAAUGACACUCAGAACCAAAAUGGAGGGUCACCUGUCCCUGAGGUUCAUGAGAUCACCAGUGAUGAUGAUGAUGAUUGUGUUGUUACUAAUGAAGAUGAUUCAUCAAAUUCAGGUUCUGAUGCCAGUGAUGAUAGUUCAGAGGGCUCACAGGAGAGCAUUAAGGCUGUGGAAGAUGUGGAAGACAAGAAAGAAGAAGACCAGAUGGAGAUGGAGAAUGGAGAAGAUGAAUCUGAUGUGGAGGAGGUGUCUAUGGAGGAUCCCUUGAAUCAGACUCAGGGCAAAAGUAAGCCAAUAGUAAUUAAUGACACUAAAAGCUUAGCAGACUUAGCAUCUAAACAACCCAAAGCCAAUGGUGGUGAUCAAAAGGAGCCAACAGUUGUUAUCAUUGACACAAAUUCUAUUUUGUCUGGAAAAGGCUCUAUUCCUGUGCAAAAUAAAAUGUCUACAAGUGCUAUUGAUGCACAGAAUUUAUGUCAAAGUAUUGCUGCUAGGGGUACCACCAUUACUCCUGUAAGUUGCAAAGCAUCAUCAUCAGUUUCUAACAACACUCAAACUCCUCAACCUAACAUACUGCCAUCUUUAACAGAUGACAUGUUUGUUGUUGAAGCACCAUCAUUUAUUGUUCCUUAUGUGUAUGAAAAACCAUCUGUAAAACCAUUUAGAGAGUUUGUUGACAAAUUGGGCAAAGAACUUGACGAAAUUAAAAUGAAGGAAGAACAAGAAAAACUAGCAAAAGAAAAAGCUGAAAAAGAAAGAAAGGAGAAAGAAAAGCUAGAGAGAAUUGCUCAUGGAGAGGAAUUCGAAGAAGAUGAAGAAAGUGAAAAAGACAAGAUUGAAGAGGAAGCUGUUAAGGAAAAGAAAGCAGAAAAGAAACAAAAGAGAAAACGCAGGCCAGAUGAUGAUGAUGACUCCUGGGAUGGAGAGUCCACCAGUGAUUCUGAAGCAGGUAGUGAUGAAGACACAGUUGUGAUAAAAGAUAAAGAUGACUCAGUGGAAGAGAUAAAAGAUCCCAUAGCUAUGAUUGCUAAAGGGUUAUCUGGCAAACCUGAUAGCUACUUUGAUUGCUCACUGGGUCAAUUCUUCAUAAAUAUCGGUUUAAAUCUGGUGCAAGAGUAUGUACAAACUGAUUUAUUGAAACAACAGCAACGUAAAUUAUACAAAGAAAAGAAAUCUGGACGAAGCACAAAAGCUACUGAAGAAGCAAUUACAUCUCUCACACAAAACUUAGAUUUUAGUAAGAAAACUAAUGCACCUUAUGCCCUUGAAUACAAAAGAUGUGAAUUUUGUAGUUUUAAGACUGAGUCUCUAUUGGUUAUGGCUCACCAUUUGGAAGCACCACAUAUGAAAAAUAAUAUAUACAAAUGUAAUACUUGUCCCUUUGAAAUUCGUAGUCCUCAUGACAUCUUGUACCACAUGGAAGCAGAGCACAAUAUUCGUGGACGACUGGAAAGAGCACCAGCUUAUCAGCAGUGUGCAAACUGUCACUUUGAAGACAACAGUAAGACUAAACUUGCGCGUCACCUUAUCGCAUGCGCCAAAAAGUUUAAACCAGAAUUUAAUCUUGGACCUCCUCUGGAGUGGGAACCCCCAGCAAAGAUACCGAAAUUGACACGAGCACGCAACAAUGUCGUCGCUCCUUAUGGAUCUAACUUCAACCGACAAGUUGGUAUGAAUAACGUGGGUCGACCUCCACUGAACGUAUCUGGUACUAUUCCGGGCAUGCCUGUGCUUGGCAGGCCUCGUGGUCGUCCGCCGAUCUCGGCUCCGCCACGGGCCGCUCCUGUCUCAGGUGUUCCGAUAAUUCGCAGUGGAGUAAUGAUUAUGCACAAUACACCUCCUGGAACUACCAUUGCUAAUUACCCACUAAUGCCAAAUAAUCAAGGCGUUAGUGCAACUCCUAAAAUUUCAAUCACCCCUUUACCACGAGCACCACAGCCGUCGUCUUCACACACGGUACACAACUCAAAAGCUACCUUCGUCAUUUGCGAAAUUUGCGAUGGCUAUAUUAAGGAUUUGGAGCAAUUGCGAAAUCAUAUGCAAUGGAUUCAUAAAGUGAAAAUUCACCCCAAGAUGAUCUAUAAUAGGCCACCUUUGAACUGUCAGAAAUGUCAGUUUAGAUUCUUCACUGACCAAGGUCUGGAGAGGCACCUCCUGGGAUCUCACGGGCUCGUUACGAGCUCUAUGCAGGAGGCAGCUAACAAAGGAAAAGACGCAGGCAGGUGCCCCGUUUGUGGCCGUGUAUAUCAGUGGAAACUGCUAAACCAUGUAUCGCGUGACCACAACAUGACUCUAAAGCCGGCGCACUUGUCGUAUAAGUGCACUGUAUGUACUGCGACGUUUGGAAUGUACAAACAAUUCGAGAAUCACGUAUACUCUGCACAUAGCGUUGUCGCUAAACGAGUGAUGGAUAAAACCAAGACUGGUACAACCAACAAACCUGCUGACGAUCCACUAUUGAAGCCCCUGAAAAUUAGUGACGAAAUUACGAUUAUACCACAACCUGCCAAGUCCAGCGUCACUAUCACUGCUAAAGGAAAAUAACGACGACAGUUGGGGAGUGUGAUACAUUUCAGGAUCAAGAAAUGUUCAGAUAGCUUUGUCAGUGAUCCACUUCCGCUAUAUCAAGCAGUAUUGUGUAAAUAACCUGAGCUAUGUCGAUUUUUAUUUAAUAUUCAUGUUGGAAUUAUAGAGACAUUUUAGUUAAAAAAGUGUGAAUGUAUUUUUAAUGACAAAACAAGAUAAAAAAUAAGUUGUAAAUUCAGUGUAAUUAUUACAUAGAUAUUCAACAAAUUGUGUAUUUUGUGACCUUACAUAAAUAAUACUUAUGUGCUAGUAGUAGCUACCUGUAGGUCUUAUGUUUGUGACUUGCGAGCUGUGUGAAUUAUUUCAAUGUCACAAAUGUAACAUUGCAGAUCUGCCUCCCCACUGUAUAUUGAUUGAAUGAAGGGUGAAUGCUUAGGUUCAGUGUAAUGGUUUCUACCGAUUUUCUAUAACAUAAAUAAGUACCUAAUCUUAUUUAUUUGCAGUACUGCUGUUCUUAUAUAAUCUGGAGAUAAUGUUAUACUAUUGUCUGCCUUCUAUAAUUUAACGAUAGUUGAUCAACUGAGUUCAGAUUUAUGGAUUGUAAAAUAUCAUUUAUGUAGUUAGAUACUUUCCAUUAUGAAUGUAUAUUAAACCAAUUAUAAUAGAUUAAUUAAAAAGUUAAGUUAAAAUCGUAGUAAUUAAAUAUUAAGUGGUAUGUUUCUUUCUUCUAAAUAAUCUUUACAGAACAUCUACCAAGAAAACAGUGUUGAUAGUGCAACUGGGUACCUACUUCGGUCUUAUUUAUUUCUGAUCUCAGGUCAACUGACUGGAGGGUUAAUUUGGGUAAAGUUUACUAAAUUGUUGAAUGUACUUAUAGAACUGAAGAAUCAUGUAUUUUUUUUAUUUAAUUAAAAAGACCACAGUAAUUA
Messenger RNA from Pectinophora gossypiella (pink bollworm), 3656 nucleotides. RefSeq names its product MOG interacting and ectopic P-granules protein 1-like. Lineage: Eukaryota; Metazoa; Arthropoda; Insecta; Lepidoptera; Gelechiidae. The coding region runs from base 85 to 2745 and encodes 886 amino acids. Gene Ontology annotation, biological process: regulation of gene expression. The record is from RefSeq and is a predicted model, not a curated record. The transcript is spliced from 2 exons. Gene Ontology annotation, cellular component: nucleus.